AGGGCAACCUCUUAUUUUGGUUUUAUUCGAUUUAUUUAUUUUACCGUCCAAAUUGAAAUCGAAAUUAACGCGCAAUUAGUGUUAUUCAUUGAUGAGAGUUAAAUUGGAUCGGAAAGUACUAUGACUGAAUCAAGACAUAAUUCUUUGGUUAGACUUUUACCAACCUAUCGACUGGAGCCAAAAAAUCCUUUUAAUACCGAAAAGUGUGAAAAUAUUUUGAAACAUGUCUUUGAAACGGCUUUUGACGAAUUUGAAUAUACAGCCGAAGCAGCAGAAGAAAAGGUCUCAAAAUUAAGCCAACAAAUUUUGACACAAACAAGAAAACUGAAUUUUGACAGAUACAAACUCAUUUGCGUUGUUUCCAUUGUGCAAAAUUCAAUGCAAGGUCUAUGUGCGUAUCAUCGAUGUCUUUGGGAAAAAAAAUUUGAUAAAAUUGCCACUCAUGUCUAUGAAACACCAAAUCUAUUUGCAAUCGCAACAAUUUACGGUCUUUAUUUCGAUUGAAAAUUCUCUGAUUAUAAUUCUCUAGCAAAAUAGCAUUGUUACAAUAAUUUCAUUUUGUUUUGAAGCAGAAACAAAAUACCGCGUUUUUACCGAAAAAUUAUCUUGAUCAUGACACGAAAAAUCUUACACACUUUAAUAAUCAUCAAUAAAAAUCUAUAGAUAUGCUGAGGCGAA
This is a messenger RNA of Contarinia nasturtii (swede midge), 678 nucleotides long. Its product is annotated as tctex1 domain-containing protein 1. The record is from RefSeq and is a predicted model, not a curated record. The coding region runs from base 121 to 504 and encodes 127 amino acids. The transcript is spliced from 4 exons. NCBI's taxonomy places the organism in Eukaryota, Metazoa, Arthropoda, Insecta, Diptera, Cecidomyiidae. Gene Ontology annotation, biological process: microtubule-based movement. Gene Ontology annotation, cellular component: cytoplasm; cytoplasmic dynein complex. Gene Ontology annotation, molecular function: dynein intermediate chain binding.